Messenger RNA from Pongo pygmaeus (Bornean orangutan), 1263 nucleotides. It is a transcript of the gene APOD, whose product is annotated as apolipoprotein D. Gene Ontology annotation, biological process: brain development; response to reactive oxygen species; lipid metabolic process. Lineage: Eukaryota; Metazoa; Chordata; Mammalia; Primates; Hominidae. The transcript is spliced from 6 exons. The coding region runs from base 212 to 1060 and encodes 282 amino acids. The record is from RefSeq and is a predicted model, not a curated record. Gene Ontology annotation, cellular component: cytoplasm. Gene Ontology annotation, molecular function: cholesterol binding.
AAAAUAUACUUUGUCUUUCUCUCACACAUACUCUCUCUCUCUCUUUCUUGCACACACCCACACACACACCCACACACACACACACGAAAACAAUAUCUCAUUUCUUCUUCAGGGAGCAGCUGUGAAGGAAAUUGGGGGAGGAGGAUGGACACAACAUCCCAUCUUUGUGUUUCGAUACAGGCUAAGCUUUUAGGCCAGCCCUCCUGACUGGAUGGGGGCGGGGGGCGUGGCAUACAUGAAAAGUAAACAUCAGAGACCUGAAGAAGCUUAUAAAAUAGCUUGGGAGAGACCAGUCACCAAGACAGGCAUCUCAAAUCGGCUGAUUCUGCAUCUGGAAACUGCCUUCAUCUUGAAAGAAAAGGUACGAAGAGAGUGUCAGCAGAGGUCGCCUCCAGAGGAGGUGCUGUGGAGACUGAGUGCAUAUAGUACCCUUAAAAUCCGGAGACUGGGGCUUCUCCACGGGUCCCUUCUCCAGCCACCCAGCCCCAAGAUGGUGAUGCUGCUGCUGCUGCUUUCCGCACUGGCUGGCCUCUUCGGUGCGGCAAAGGGACAAGCAUUUCAUCUUGGGAAGUGCCCCAAGCCUCCGGUGCAGGAGAAUUUUGAUGUGAAUAAGUAUCUCGGAAGAUGGUACGAAAUUGAGAAGAUCCCAACAACCUUUGAGAAUGGACGCUGCAUCCAGGCCAACUACUCACUAAUGGAAAACGGAAAGAUCAAAGUGUUAAACCAGGAGUUGAGAGCUGAUGGAACUGUGAAUCAAAUUGAAGGUGAAGCCACCCCAGUUAACCUCACAGAGGCUGCCAAGCUGGAAGUUAGGUUUUCCUGGUUUAUGCCAUCGGCACCGUACUGGGUCCUGGCCACCGACUAUGAGAACUAUGCCCUCGUGUAUUCCUGUACCUCCAUCAUCCAACUUUUUCACGUGGAUUUUGUUUGGAUCUUGGCAAGAAACUCUUAUCUCCCUCCAGAAACAGUGGACUUUCUAAAAAAUAUCCUGACUUCUAAUAACAUUGAUGUCAAGAAAAUGACGGUCACAGACCAGGUGAACUGCCCCGAGCUCUCGUAACUAGGUUCUACAGGGAGGCUGCACCCACUCCAUGUUACUUCUUCUGCUUCGCUUUCCCCCACCCCACCCACCCCUCAUAAAGACAAACUAAUCAACCAUGACAAAGGAAGUUGACCUGAAUACGUAGCCAUGCCCUACCCUGUUACCCUGCUAGCUGCAAAAUAAACUUGUUGCUGACCUGCUGUGCUCGCAGUAGAUUCCAA